Molecule: messenger RNA, 1141 nt
Organism: Phialemonium atrogriseum
Lineage: Eukaryota; Fungi; Ascomycota; Sordariomycetes; Cephalothecales; Cephalothecaceae
Exons: 1
Coding region: 131-817 (228 amino acids)
Source: RefSeq, a predicted model, not a curated record
CCAAUUUCAAGGCAGUUGUUUUCGCUCAGGUACAUAAGCGAAGGAGCUCCCAAUGACGACUAAAAUUUGAGCCAUCGGAUUGUCCGACAAACAUUAUCUGCCCUAUUUUCCCUAUUUUCAUAAUCAUAGGAUGCUUCUCAAAUCAUUCCUCGCUGCAGCGGCGGCUGCCAUCGUUCCCGGAUCGGCUUUCUCGGCAUCUGUCCCGUCUCUGGAGGUCCCGGCAUGCCCCAGCACGGCUACCGUCCAGUACAACAAAUCAGUCCCGGACGGGGCCGACUUCCCCCUCACCCAGGUUGAUCUCUGCUACGACGACUGCUCAAUCCGGCUCACCUUCACGGCAUACAAUGAGACCAAUUUCUUCUUCAACCCCAGCUACGACACCAAUGAUCCCAUCUGGGAAUAUGAGGUCAUGGAAACCUUCAUCUACCGCGGCACCAACGACCCCCAGACCUACCUCGAGUUUGAGAUCAGCCCCGACAAUGUCACCUUCCAGGCCUUCAUCUACAACCCAUCCAAGGUGCGCACAGAGGGCGCCCCCUUCGACACCUUCUUCAUCACCGAGCCCCUCGUCGACGGCCUGACCGCCGAGACCGCUCUCGACAGGCGCGCCGAGACCUGGGUCUCCGAGGCACGCAUCCCGCUGGGUCUGUUCAACGUCGACGACGGACAGGCCAAUGGCACCGAGUGGAGGAUGAACUUCUUCCGCACCGUCACUUCGCCGCGCACGUUCCCGGACCAGCUGCUGGGUGCGUGGAGCCCACCCGAUCAGCCGAAUUUCCACAUGACGCCUUUCUUCGGCCAUGUGAAGUUCGUUUAGCCCUCCCGAGUCUUACCAGCAACCGGUUAGGCUGGGCGAUGCAGACCAUGCAAUGUUACGUUUGUUCUACUCUUGUAAAUUAUCUUCGCAACGCGGUGGUGGAGGUGUGAGAGAGCCAGGUUCGGCAUGCAACUCCUAUUAUGCCUACACUGUAAUUAUGUUCUCCUUGGUUUCGACGGAACCGUUGGCACUCUUUGAUGAAGCGGUGAAACGGAGUAUCAUGGGAAAGGAUGUCUCGUAUUCUGUGUCCCAAUCUACCUAUUUGGUGCCUGUAGAAAGAUGCCAAAGUCUAAUAAUAAAAUACAAAACGAGACCAUAAGCCAA